AUGGACUCAAAUGAACUGGUGAGCUCUUCAUCUUUUGGCAUUAAAAAGGAAGAGGAAGUGGAGAAUAAAGGAGGCUGGAGAUGUGUUCUUGCCUUGCCGGCUAUAAGGAGAUCCGAGAUGGAAGAAAAUGACAUGAUUAUUAAAGGAAGAGAAAAGAUUGGAAUUGUUGUAACUAAAGUGAUUGAUGGUCGGAGACACAUGGGCAGUGUUGUAGCCUUUGAUGCUGCCGCUAAAUGCUUCAAGGUGGAGUAUGAUGAUGGCAACUAUGAGAAUGUUGAUCAAAAUGAAUUUGAUGCAAUUGUCGCCCCUCCUUUUCUUGUUAAGGCUUAUUUCAAUGAUUUGUAUGCUAGGGAUAAUAAGAAGGGGGAAGAGACAGGAACAAUAAUCACCCAAGGAAACUACUUUUCAAGUGAAGCAAAUGAGGAAAGGAGGAAGAGAGCAAGGAGAGGGAGCAAUUAAUAUAGUAUUACAUGAUACUGCCGCCGCCGCCGCCGCC
Messenger RNA from Manihot esculenta (cassava), 496 nucleotides. RefSeq lists its product as uncharacterized. Bases 1 to 459 code for a protein of 152 amino acids. The record is from RefSeq and is a predicted model, not a curated record. NCBI's taxonomy places the organism in Eukaryota, Viridiplantae, Streptophyta, Magnoliopsida, Malpighiales, Euphorbiaceae. The transcript is spliced from 4 exons.